AUGGGGAGGUUUGACUCCAAGAAUGCUAAUCGGGGUAGGGUGAUGGCGGCGGUGGAGCCGGUGAAGAAGCCUUAUGUGGGGCCCCACCCACAUUGUGGAAGAUGCAAUAGACACCACCCCGCCAAUGUUCAAUGUGGGGCAUGCUUUAAUUGUAACCGUUUGGGGCAUAUGGCGAAAGAAUGUAGGGCACCAAGGGGGGGUACGGGUCCGCUCAAUGUAGCUCCUAUUCAAGCUCUUCCUCCUCAAGGCAAUCAAAGAAGAGGCGAAUGUUAUGUGUGCGGUAGCCCAAAUCAUUACCGUAACAAUUGUCCUCAAUGGGUGGGACAACAAGUUCAAGUGGCCGUUCACCCCAAUCAACUACAAAUUGCCGGGCCUAACCAAAACCGGGGACAACAAGGUCACCAAGUGCAACCCCGUGGCCGAGCCUUUGCGGUCAAUGCAAAUGAGGCCCGUAAUGAUCCCAAUGUUGUUGCAGAAACGGUAAAUGGCACCUUAGCAAAACUUAGUCAAAUACUUCGUGAUUGUAUUUUGACUCUAAACGACAUCGAAUUCUACAUCGACCUUAUGCCUUUUGAAAUCGGUAGCUUUGACGUUAUUGUGGGAAUGGAUUGGUUAACGGCGGUAAAUGCAACUAUUGAUUGUGGGGAGAGAGUUGUUAAAAUACCGUUGUCUAGCGGUAAAAUUCUUAGAGUUCAAGGUGAAACUUCCGAUUCUCUAAAUUCUAAAGUCUUUAGUGCUACCAUCUCAAAGGUAGAAUUGAAGACUGUUCCUAUUGUUUGUGAAUUCUCUGAUGUUUUUCCGGAAGAAUUACCGGGAUUACCCCAUCUCGUGAACUUGACUUUCGUAUCAAUCUUAUUCCGGGAGCCGCACCCGUGGCAAAAGCUCCUUAUAGACUUGCCCUCACUGAAAUGCAAGAACUCGAAGCUCAACUUAAGGAACUUCAAGAGAAAGGUUUCAUCCGUCCUAGUCAAUCUCCUUGGGGUGCUCCCAUUCUCUUUGUCAAGAAGAAAGACGGGUCGUUUAGAAUGUGUAUAG
This is a messenger RNA of Erigeron canadensis, 1035 nucleotides long. RefSeq lists its product as uncharacterized. The transcript has 2 exons. The record is from RefSeq and is a predicted model, not a curated record. The coding region runs from base 1 to 1035 and encodes 344 amino acids. Gene Ontology annotation, molecular function: nucleic acid binding; zinc ion binding. Lineage: Eukaryota; Viridiplantae; Streptophyta; Magnoliopsida; Asterales; Asteraceae.